Messenger RNA from Striga asiatica, 1493 nucleotides. NCBI's taxonomy places the organism in Eukaryota, Viridiplantae, Streptophyta, Magnoliopsida, Lamiales, Orobanchaceae. The record is from the annotation of a GenBank genome assembly.
CAGACACUGAUCAGUCAGUUUUUGCCAUGUCCCAUGAAUUCAAUCCAAUAUCAAGGAAGAAAAAAAAAAGAAAAAAAAGUAUUUUCUUCUCUGUAAAUUAUGUGGGAAGCCAUGGAAGAUGGCAGAGGGGAGAGCGAGAGACUAACACUUGUGGCAAGAAAGCCCUGUUUUGGGCUGCCCACCGCUUGCCCGAGAUGUUUGCCCGUUUACAUUUAUCUUAAAUUCUCCAAGAGCCCAUUUGAUUUGGAGUUCAAUGGCGUUCACCCUGAUUCUGAUCAAAUACCGUUUGUUGAAUCUGGCGAUUAUGUGGCCUAUGAUAACGAGAAAGGUGGAGUCAUUCAGAAAUUGAAGGAAGAUGGAAUUCUUGAUUUGGACUGUGGAGCCAACGGAAUAGCCGAAUGGGUAUCUGUAAAGGCGCUGAUUGAGUCGUGGCUUGCAGAUGCAGCCAUGUAUGAGCUCUGGUUGGGGUCUGACGGUAAGUCGGCCCAUAAGAUUUAUUAUUCUGACCUCCCUUGGCCGAUUGGGAAAAUUCUGUACCAGAAGCAAGUUCGUGUGGUGAAACAAUUACUUAGGAUCACGUCAGAAAAUGCUGAAAGAAGGGAAGAAGAGAUAUACAGCAGAGCAGACCAGGCUUAUGGUGCAUUAUCAUCAUUGUUAGGAGAACAAUCGUUUUUCUUUGAAAGCAGGCCUACGAGUUUGGAUGCAGCUCUUCUUGGGCAUGCUCUGUUUACACUUCAUGCUUUACCUGAAACAUCGGUUCUAAGAAGCAAGCUCUUGGGCCAUGCUAAUCUCGUUAGUUAUGCCGAGAAUCUCAAAACAGAGUAUUUGGAUGUAAGCUCAUCAUCUUCGUCAGUUCCUGAGACAGAUGCCACGUCAUCAACUUCAAGGCGGGGCCCUUCAUACUGGAGUUCGAAACCGAAGAGCAAACCUAAGAGGGAGAAAACGGAGGAAGAGAAGAAAUUUAGAAGAAGAGCGAAAUACUUUCUUGCUACACAAGUCGUUGCAGUUCUAAUUUUCCUCUCUCUACUUGGUGGAUCCAACGAUGCUGAUGUGGAGCUUGGGGACAAUGAUGAUGUGGGUUACGAGUAGGAAAUGACUCGCCAUGUAAGACUUUUUUAGGGGUUCGCCUUUUCUCAUCUCACUGAUUUGGAAAUUAUCUCAUGUACACAAGUCGUCUGAGAUACGGUCGAAAUACAGAAUCGGGUGCCUGGCUGGAGUAUGUCGAUAAUUUUUUGAAUUUUACCACUAUUUGAAUUUAAUUUGGGCAGCAUUUGCCUCUGGAGUAUGGGCAAAUAUGUUAAUAAUUUAGCUGAUUGUUAGUCUAUUUUCGGAGUUUUUCAGUGUUGUUCUUUGCCAUGUUAAAAAAUAUGGGAAAAGACACUGUUAAUUUCAAUAAACAUUGGUUAAGCAGAUAACUUUUAUUGAAAUUGACCAUGUAAUAAUAGUUUUUUUUUUUUGGUGUAAAAGAUGCUUUAUUUGUUGAGUAUCCCUAG